Messenger RNA from Giardia duodenalis, 2619 nucleotides. RefSeq lists its product as uncharacterized. Lineage: Eukaryota; Fornicata; Diplomonadida; Hexamitidae. The transcript has a single exon. The coding region runs from base 1 to 2619 and encodes 872 amino acids. The record is from RefSeq and is a predicted model, not a curated record.
AUGUAUCCUCAAAACCUGGAUAUUUCCAUUGAUGCCGCAUACCAGGAAGCAAUCAAACAGAUAAUAAGCUCUGGUGCAUUGGAUCUCAGCACCGAAGCCUACAACUCUGCCCUUGCACUUUCUGCUGGCAGGACACCAGUUGUUUCAUCACCUCACCGUGCAGAUCUUAUUGCAGAUGUUUACUUAUCAGCGACGUCUCAGGACGCUUACGAAGUUUGUUCAACACCCGAAUCUAGGUCGAGUUCUUUACAAACACGCUUGCAUAAUAAUUCUCAGGGAUCGGCGAAGCAUGGCCGUAUGACAACACCAGUACUGGCGCCCAAACGUCAGUACCAGCGAGACUCCGAUAUUAUGGUCAGGUUUCAACGCGACUCAGCCCAUAUUGGUAAGGUGGAUCGCUCUUUUCUAUCGUACAGUGCACUUGGAACACCGAGUAGACAGCCCAUCAAUAAAAAAAGCACCCCUCAAGCACAAAAAGAUAGAGCACAUGGGCAUGGACAUCGAGGAAAGGCCUCUACAAACCAUAAAUCUACUCACAUAGAAAGGCAAUCUGCCCGAGAGUUUCUUGCAAAACUCGGACUGACACCGGAAACUGUUUCUGUAUCUGAGUAUGAUGAGCUUCUAUCUCUACUACUUGCGCUAAAGCACCGUAACUUUUGCGAUUUGAACAAGAUCCUCUCUCUAUUUCCUUAUAACGCGGCCUUAAAUUCGAUGUGCACGUCCCUAAAGAGCGCUGAGGUUCGAGAAAAAUUAGUUGAUAUUCUCCGCCCAAGCACGUCGCAUACUCCUCUUGCACUUCCAUGUACAGAAUCCUCACCAGUUAAGACCAUAAAGCCAUCAAAAAGAAGACUCAAGAAGCGGCUCAAGCCCAAAGCAGAAGUAAAGACACCCCACUUAGCUACUGAUGCUAAUGAAACCGCUGUAUCUAUGCCUGGCUUAGACUACUAUCUACAUCUGGCUGCUGGUCUCUCAAAUGAGCCCUCACUAACCAACGAUUCAUCGACACAGACUGCCCAAACAGAGCCUUCUAUCUGCCUUGAUCAAUCUGAGUCUGGCGGAGACGGGCCAGCUCACCGAACACUACAAGCCAGCACUAUCCUCACACUUAGUACAGCCCAAGAUGAGUUGGCAAAUUUACGAGAACUGAACUCAAAAUUGAUGCAAAGCCACGACUUUGUAGUCCAUGAGUUGGACAAUGUCACCAUGCAACUUAACAAAGAAAUGGAAAAGACAGCCAAGCUACAAGCUUUUAUCUCUGAGAAAGCUGGCUGCUUGCAAGGUUGUGACGCAGCUUCUUCCUUGAACGGGUCACUCUUGCUUCCCCAAUCUUCCAGCACACUUGUGCGCAAACCAACUUAUGAAUGCAUGAACCUCGUUGACAAGGCCAUAUCCUGUUGUCUUACUGAUCGUCACCCUGAACAACAACGGAUUUUAGCUACAACCUUUACAGACAAAGAAGUCCAGGUAUUUGCAUCUUCUACGUACAGUAUAGGUACUUCCCCUCAUGUUUCUGUUGAGUGCCCUGCAAUAUCACCACCUCGUCGUUCAACUGCUGAGUUCAUCCCCGCUGUGGUAGCAGACAGGGACCGAGAUGAAGUAGUUGUAGAGGCUAUCGUUAGAAACCAUCCUGAGAUGAAGCAGCGCUCAAAUUCAGUGGUUAAUAUCUCAUUGACAGGAGGGCCGCAAGAUACUCCGUUACACCUUUCCACAGCUAACCUAAGCCUUUCUACUCUGGAUUUGUCACCCCGCUCCCUCAAUACGAUGAGUGCAGAACUAGUGGGACCAUUCAGUUCAGUUGACUCUAUGCUAGAUCUCAUCGCAAGCUACAUAGGCGCCAGUUCCACGGAGCUUAAAGACCAGAUAACCCUUUCGUACUCUCUUGCGCAACUAUUCGGCAUUGGCUGGUAUGAUACUCCCUGUACACAGCUGGCUUCUAUUGCACUGUCAGAUAUUGACUUAUUUGAGUCAGGAGAACUUGUUCAUGAAACGCCUGCCGCUGUAGAAGAAUUUCUUCGAGAGUCUUAUGCUACAAGCUUUGGCUCUUUCCUUGUGCGUCCGUACGAUCAUUCUCUUUUAACAUUACUGUUGUUGUGUGUGUAUCCUGCUGUGAUGUUUCCGUUUGUAGGUACAGCUGCAUUAUUUUUGGCCCCCGUUCUUCACGACGUUGACAGGUCUACCUCGGAUGAGUACUCUGGCGGAUGUAUCCUAAUUUCUGCCCUUCUUGACUUGACCAAAGCAGUAGGAGACUAUUUUGACAAGCGCAGUUUUGAGAACCUCGUAUCUUCUGUACAAACUCUCUUACAAACUAUAAAAGAAUUCACUGGAGAGAUCGAGACAAGUUGCCUUCUUCCUGUCAUCUUGACACUAGUGAGGGUAGUUGCUGAUAAGGUGAGCCAGCGCGCAUUGGUAUCAUCUCUUACAGAAUUAAUAAUGGUCACUAAUGAUAAGAUUUAUGAGAUAUUUAUAACAAUACUAUCUCAGGUACUAAAGAAGAUCACAACUAGGAUAAUGUCCAAUGAUGAUGAAGAAUCUCUAGUGACUCCCGAGCAGCAAAUUGCAUUACGGAUGGUACGGCUUUCCGUUCAGACUCUUGCCCCACUUAGACAACCUGUGGUUUAG